CGGAGAGGCGGCGGCGGCGGCGGCAACGGACGGGCCAUGCGGGGGCCGCGCUCCGGGCUCUGCCCGCUCUCCAUCUUCAUCCUCCUCCUCCUCUCGCCGCUCCUGCCGGCGGCCGCCCUCUCCCCGGCCCCGCCGUGCGUCCUCCCGGGGCUGCGCCGCGGGCCGCUCCCCGCUCCAGGGAGCUCCGGUGGCUGCGCGGGGCCAUACAGGACGGAGGAGCCCGAUGUCGGGGUGCGGGAGGACGGGGGCCCCGUGCGGCUACCGGCGGUGGGCAGGGCGCUCGCUGUACCCCCCCGAGAUGCUGCUUCUCCCCGAUAUGUCGCCGGCCAGCCAGACCCUGCCCCAGUGCCCGCAGAGAGCCGGCGCUCCCCGCAGGAGCUGCCCGGGGCUCGUGCCGUUCUCAGGAGGCAGAAGAGGGAUUGGGUGAUCCCCCCCAUCAAGGUUCCUGAAAAUGAGAGGGGCCCCUUCCCCAAAAAGCUGGUUCAGAUCAAAUCCAACAGGGACAGAGACACCAAGAUCUUCUACAGCAUCACAGGGCAGGGAGCGGACGCCCCUCCCGAGGGCAUCUUCACCAUCGAGAAGGAGUCGGGCUGGAUGAAAGUGACUCAGCCGCUGGACCGCGAGCACAUCGACAAGUACCACCUCUUCUCCCACGCUGUGUCUGAGAACGGGAAGCCAGUGGAGGAGCCGAUGGAGAUCAUCGUGACCGUGACGGACCAGAAUGACAACAAGCCCCAGUUCACACAGGAGGUGUUCAGGGGCUCUGUGUCAGAGGGAGCUCUGCCAGGCACCUCCAUCAUGCAGGUGACAGCCACGGACGCGGACGAUGCAGUGGAGACCUACAACGGUGUCAUCGCCUACUCCAUCCUCAGCCAGGAGCCGCGGGAGCCCCAUCCCCAAAUGUUCACUGUCAACCGGGCCACCGGCACCCUCAGCGUGAUUGCCAGCGGGCUCGACCGGGAGCGCGUGCGGGAGUACACACUGACCGUGCAGGCAGCUGACCUGGAUGGAGAGGGACUGACCACCACGGCGCUGGCGGUCAUCGAGAUCGCUGAUGUCAAUGACAACGCCCCCGAGUUUGACCCCAAAACGUACGAGGCGGCCGUGCCGGAGAACGUGGCCGGGCGGGAGGUGGCCCGGCUGGCUGUCACCGACCUGGACGAGCCCGGCACGCCGGCGUGGCGAGCCGCCUACUCCAUCCUGCGCGGCAACGACGGCGGUGCCUUUGCCAUCAGCACCGACCCCGCCACCAACGAGGGCAUCCUGCGCACUGCCAAGGGUCUGGACUAUGAGGCCAAGCAGCAGUUCGUGCUCCACGUGGCAGUGGCCAACGAGGUCCCCUUCGUCGUGAAGCUGCCGAUGGCCACCGCUACGGUGACUGUCACUGUGGAGGAUGUCAAUGAGGCCCCGGAGUUCGUGCCGCCCGUGCAGCUGGCCACGGUGUCAGAGGAUGUGCCCCCGGGGCAGACCCUCACGGCCUGCACGGCCCAGGACCCUGACAAGGCACAGGGCCAGAGGAUCAAGUACCUGGUGGGGCACGACCCGGCGGGCUGGCUGGCCGUGCACCCCGAGAACGGCCUGGUGACCGCACAGGACCACCUGGACCGCGAGUCCCCCUUCGUCAAGAACAGCACCUACAUAGCUGUGCUGCUGGCCGUGGAUGAUGGCUCACCGCCGGCCACGGGCACGGGCACGCUGCUCCUCACCCUGCUCGAUGUGAACGACAACGGCCCCGAGGCCGAGCCACGGGACAUCACAGUGUGCCAGCGCAGCCCCCAGCCCCAGCUCCUCACCGUCACCGACCGGGACCUGCCCCCCAACACCGGCCCCUUCCGCGCCGAGCUCACCCACGGCUCGGGGGACAGCUGGGCUGUGGAGGUGGGGGACACAGGUGACACGGUGACACUGCAGCUGGUGGCACCGCUGGAGCCGGACACCUACAGCGUGUACCUGCGGCUGCUGGACCAGCCGGGCAGAGCCCAAGUGACCAUUGUCACCGCGCGGGUCUGCGCCUGCGAGGGGCAGGCACAGGGCUGUCCCCAGAGGUCCCAGCCUGUCACCGCCCUGCCCUUCGUCCUGGCCGCCCUGGGCGCGCUGCUGGCCCUGCUGCUCCUUCUGCUGCUGCUGCUGCUCUUCGUGAGGAGGAGGAAGGUGACAAAGGAGCCGCUGCUGCUGCCUGAAGAUGACACAAGGGACAACAUCUUCUACUACGGGGAGGAAGGUGGCGGCGAGGAGGACCAGAACUACGACCUGAGCCAGCUGCACCGGGGGCUGGACGCCCGGCCCGAGGUGAUCCGCAAUGACGUGGCUCCCCCGCUCAUGGCGGCCCCCCAGUACCGGCCCCGUCCCGCCAACCCCGACGAGAUCGGGAACUUCAUUGACGAGAACCUGAAGGCGGCCGACACGGACCCCACGGCCCCUCCCUACGACUCGCUGCUGGUGUUCGACUACGAGGGCAGCGGCUCGGAGGCCACCUCGCUCAGCUCCCUCAACUCCUCUGCCUCCGACGGCGACCAGGACUACGACUACCUCAACGACUGGGGCGGCCGCUUCCGCAAGCUGGCCGAGCUCUACGGCGGCGGCGAGGAGGACGAUGGACCGCCUCCCGUCGGGGCGGGACGGGGCGGUUCUCGGCGGGGUCGACACCUGCGAGGAGGGACCGGGAGGGGACCGGACGCACCUGCGACUCCGCGGCGGCAGCGCCCGAUCCCUCCGGCACCAACCGGCUCCGGUAUGGGGCGGCGGGCGGGCUGCUCGCUCCCUCUGUGCCUCCUCCUGCUCCUGCUCCAGAGCGGGCAGCGGCUGUGCCAGCGAGCAGCGCCGUGCCAGCCCGGCUUCGCCACCGACACCUUCACCCUGACGGUGCCGCGGGACAGCGUGGCGGCGGGACGGGCACUGGGACGGGUGAGCUUUGUGGACUGUGGCGAGCCACGCCGUGCUCCCUUCCUCCCGGAUGACACGCGCUUCAAGGUGAGCAGGGAUGGCAUUGUCUCUGCCACCCGGCCCCUGCAGCUCCAGCAGCGGGAGAUCACCUUUGCUGUGCACACCUGGGACACCGCGGGCAGGAAGCAUUCAGCCAAAGUGACCCUGCGCCAGCGGCGGCAGCAGCACCGACACCACGAGCGGGUGCAGCAGCAGGACACAGUGCCGGACAUGCUGAUCUUCCCGGAGCAUGGGCACGGCCUCCGGCGGCACAAGAGGGACUGGGUCAUCCCCCCCAUCAACUGCCCUGAGAAUGAGCGGGGGCCCUUCCCCAAGAAGCUGGUGCAGAUCAAAUCCAACAAGGACAAGGAGACCAAGGUUUUCUACAGCAUCACGGGGCAGGGAGCGGAUACCAUCCCCGUGGGUGUCUUCAUCAUCGAGCGGGAGACGGGGUGGCUGGAGGUGACAAAACCCCUGGACCGGGAGGAGAAGGAUAAAUACGUGCUCUACUCCCACGCCGUGUCGGCCAACGGGCAGCCCGUGGAAGACCCCAUGGAGAUCAUCAUCACCGUCACUGACCAGAACGACAACCGGCCCGUCUUCACGCAGCAAGUCUUUGUUGGCUACAUCGAGGAGAACGCAAAGCCGGGCACAUCUGUGAUGACCGUGAACGCCACGGAUGCAGAUGAUGCGAUCAAUGUGAACAACGGCAUCAUCGGCUACUCCAUCCUCAGCGAGGAGCCCAAGGGUGCACAGCGGAUGUUCACCAUCAAUGCCGAGAAGGGCAUCAUCAGUGUCAUUGGCACAGGACUGGACCGGGAGACUACUCCCAACUACACACUGAUCAUCCAGGCUGCAGACCAGGAAGGCACUGGCCUGACCAACACUGCCACCGCCAUCAUCAAAGUCACUGAUGCCAACGACAACCCUCCUGUCUUCAACCCUGCCACGUACGAGGGGUUAGUGGACGAGAACCAGGUGGGGGUGCUGGUGACCCGGCUGCAUGUGACAGACCAGGACCUGCCGGGCUCCCCGGCCUGGCGCGCCGUCUACCGCAUCCAGAGCGGGGACCCGCAGGGCGACUUCGAGAUCACCACUGACCCCAAAACGAACGAUGGGCUCCUGAAAACUGCCAAGGGCCUGGAUUAUGAGACCCAGGACCGGUACAAGCUCGUGGUGUCGGUGGAGAAUGAGGCCCCCUUCACCGUGGCCCUGAAUCCUGCCACAGCCAAUGUCCUGGUGGUGGUCACGGAUGUGAAUGAAGCCCCGAUCUUCAAUCCCCCGGUCAAGCAGGUGGAGGUGAUGGAGGAUGUGCCAGUGGGAUACCAGGUCACCUCCUACACAGCCCAGGACCCCGACAAGGACCAGAGACAGAAAAUCACGUAUCGCAUGGGCAGCGACCCUGCGGGGUGGUUGGCCAUUGACGCUGAGAAUGGCAUCGUCACGGCAGCCCAGCCCCUGGACCGGGAGUCGGCACACGCCAUCAACAGCACCUACAAAGCCAUCAUCCUGGCCAUAGACAACGGGUCACCAAACUAUGCCACCGGCACGGGGACACUGAUCCUCCUGCUCCAGGAUGUGAAUGACAACGGGCCCGUGCCAGAGCCCCGGAACUUUGACAUCUGCAACCGGCAGCCUGAGGAGCAGACGCUGAAGAUCAUCGACAAGGACCUGCCCCCCAACACUCACCCCUUCAAGGCAGAGCUGAUGCACGGCUCUGGCAGCAACUGGACUGCCAGCGUGGUGCAACCAGACGAGGUGAAGCUGAUCAUGAAGAAGGAGCUGGAGCCGGGCGAGUACAGCAUCUUCCUGAAGCUGCUGGAUGCGCAGGGCAAGGAGCAGAUCACGCCGGUGCGAGCCCAGGUGUGCAGCUGCGAGGGGGCAGCCAAGAACUGCGAGCGGCGAGCGUUCAUCUCCGGCGGCAUGGGCGUGCCCGCCAUCCUGGGCAUCCUGGGGGGCAUCCUGGCGCUGCUCAUCCUCCUGCUGCUGCUGCUGCUCUUCGUGAGGAGGAGGAAGGUGGUGAAGGAACCACUGCUCCCACCCGAGGAUGACAUGAGGGACAAUGUGUACCACUAUGACGAGGAGGGCGGUGGCGAGGAGGACCAGGACUACGACCUGAGCCAGCUGCACCGGGGGCUGGACGCCCGGCCUGAGGUGAUCCGCAAUGACGUGGCUCCCCCGCUCAUGGCGGCCCCCCAGUACCGGCCCCGUCCCGCCAACCCCGACGAGAUCGGGAACUUCAUUGACGAGAACCUGAAGGCGGCCGACACGGACCCCACGGCCCCUCCCUACGACUCGCUGCUGGUGUUCGACUACGAGGGCAGCGGCUCGGAGGCCACCUCGCUCAGCUCCCUCAACUCCUCUGCCUCCGACGGCGACCAGGACUACGACUACCUCAACGACUGGGGCGGCCGCUUCCGCAAGCUGGCCGAGCUCUACGGCGGCGGCGAGGAGGACGAUUAGGGACCCCCAGCCCGCUGCUGCCACCUCAUUUCACAGGACUGACGUGGGUCUCCAGGGUGGCCAAACCCCCUCCAACACCUCCUGAACCCCGUGCCCAUGUCUCCCUCAAUGAGAAAAGCUCAGGCUCACUGGGGAUGGGGGGUUGUGGGGUAGUCUGGGUGUUUCCUGGCUCCCUUGGCUCCAGGGCACGGAACAGUUUAGUCCAUUCCCUAUCCUGGAACUGAGGUGCUCCCAGUUGUGGGGGGCAGGAUCAUGCUCUUCAUCCCUUUUCCAUGAGGGGAAAAAGGGUUUCUUUGGUGGUCUCCAAAAUACCUCGUGUUCCCAGCCCCACACAGGCUCAGAUUGUGAACCUAGUGAUGGAGAAGUGGAAUGAGGCACUCAAUCAAUACAGACCAAAGAUGCACCAUCACAGGGAAUUGUAUUUACUACAGUAUGUACAGGCAGAUUUCUAUUUUUCUGUAUCCCAGAUUGUGGUAUGAUUUCCUCCCAUGUCGUGCCAGUUGUAAUUAGUCUGCAGUCAUUGAAAGGUGCUUUCCAAAAUCAAAGGGCUUUCCCAAAAUCCUGACCUCUGAGUUUAGCUGUCGUCACGGUUUGUAUUUUUUAUCAUGGGAAAAGGGUCUGAUGCGAGCUGGGAAACCAGCAGUGGCAAAGUGUUGAUUGCAUGGUUUUUAUAUAAAAUUGGUAAAUUAAAAAUUGUUUUAAGAAAACCAAA
This is a messenger RNA of Taeniopygia guttata (zebra finch), 6097 nucleotides long. Its product is annotated as cadherin-1. The record is from RefSeq and is a predicted model, not a curated record. Gene Ontology annotation, molecular function: beta-catenin binding; calcium ion binding; cadherin binding. Gene Ontology annotation, biological process: cell-cell junction assembly; calcium-dependent cell-cell adhesion; cell-cell adhesion mediated by cadherin. Gene Ontology annotation, cellular component: cytoplasm; catenin complex; apical junction complex. Lineage: Eukaryota; Metazoa; Chordata; Aves; Passeriformes; Estrildidae.